AUGAUAGAAACCGAGAAGACUGGAGACCUGGAAGUUCAGUGCUUGCCGAGUCACUGCGAACACGGAGGAAGAUGCUCUCAGUCCUGGAGUAACUUCCACUGCAACUGCUCCGACAGCGGCUACGGAGGAGCCACCUGCCACAGCUCAAAAUACGAACAGUCGUGUGAGGUCUACAAACACAAAGGCGACCCAUCGGGUCACUUUCACAUCGACGUGGACGGCAGCGGACCAAUCAAACCCCAGCUCGUUUACUGCAACAUGACAGAGGACCAGACGUGGAUUAUAAUCCAGCAUAAUAACACAGAGCUGACUCCAGUCCAGGCCUCCGCUGACACUAACCAACACUUCGUCAGCUUCCUGUAUCCGUCUGAAGAGAAGCAGCUUUCCGCCAUCAUCAGCCAAUCAGAGCACUGCGAGCAGGAGCUUUCCUAUCACUGCAGGAAGUCCCGCCUCUCCAACAGCCUGGAUGGGACUCCGUUCAGCUGGUGGGUCGGCGGCCCGGCUUCGGGUCAGAUCCAGAACUUUUGGGGCAGAGCUUUGCCCGGCAGCCAGCAGUGCGCAUGUGGUCUGCAGGACAACUGCCUCGACUCGAGCUUCUACUGCAACUGUGAUGCUGACUAUGACCUAUGGACUGAGGACUCUGACCUUCUGACCCAUAAGGAGAGCCUCCCAGUCCGGUCGCUGGUUCUGGGAGACAUUCACCGUCCGGGUUCAGAGGCUGCCUACAGGGUGGGGGCUCUCCGUUGCCAUGGAGACAAAAACUUCUGGAAUGCUGCUUUUUUUGACAAGGAGACGUCGUACCUUCACUUCCCCACCUUUCAUGGAGAGCUGAACGCAGACAUCUCCUAUCUGUUUAAGACCACGUCUUCCUCUGGGCUUUUCCUUGAAAACCUCGGCAUCAAGGACUUCAUUCGAAUAGAGCUCAGGUCUUCCACAGAGGUCGUCUUCUCUUUGGAUGUGGGGAACGGACCUCUGGAGGUCAAAGUGCGCUCCGACCUCCCGCUAAAUGACAACCGGUGGCACAGCGUGAGAGCUGAGCGAAACGUGAAGGAGGCGUCGCUGCGCGUCGACGACCUGCCUGCUGCCGUACGAGAAGCUCCAGCUGAUGGGUUUAUUCAUCUGCAGCUCAACAGCCAGCUAUUUAUAGGAGGCACCGCGUCACGGCAGAAAGGCUUUCUGGGCUGCAUCCGCUCCCUGCAGCUGAACGGCGUAACACUGGACCUGGAGGAGAGGGCAAGGAUCACACCUGGCGUCCGACCCGGCUGCCCCGGGCACUGCAGCAGCUACGCAGCGCUCUGCCAGAACCAGGGCCGAUGUGUGGAAAGGGCCAGCGGGUUCUCCUGUGACUGCAGCCACUCUGCCUACACUGGAGCCUUCUGUCACAAAGAAGUUUCAGGCAGCUUUGAGCCGACAACAUCCAUCACAUAUAUCGUAAAGGAGCCAUAUGAGGCGAGCAAGAACAGCAGCUCUCUGCACUCAUCCAUCUACUCGGAUAUCACACUGAGAGGAGAAGACGUCUCCCUGAGCUUUAGGACCAGUCAAAGCCCCGCGCCGCUGCUCUAUGUCAGCUCUUUUUACAGGCAAUACUUGAUCCUGCUCAUCAAUAAACAUGAUGAGUUGGAAGUGAGGUACAAGUUGCACAGCAACAGAGACGAGGAAGUGUUGAGCAGCCGAGUCAUGAACUUAGCUGACGGCCGUCUGCACACUGUGACCAUCAGGCGGCAGGCAGACACUGUGGCAAUGCAGAUCGAUCAGAAUGCCAGAGAGGAAUUCAACGUGACGGCUGACAGGGAGUUUAACGUUAAAUCGAUCAUUCUGGGGAGAGUUCCAGAGUCUGAAGGCCUGAGCGCGGAUCUCGCCGGCUUGGCGUCCGCCGGUUUCACCGGUUGUCUGUCGGCCGUUCGCUGCGGCUCCAUCUGUCCUCUGAAAGCUGCUCUGCUGCGACCCGACGGCCGCGUUUCUGUCGCCGGCGCCGUCGUCGGGUCGAGCUGCGCCGCGCCGGCUCAGGCCGAUUCCUACGCAGCAGAAACGACACAUUCGCUAUCAGACCAGCCUCACUCUGUGGAUCCUGGCCAGCCUUUAGUCAACACCAUUCGGAGUGAUUCAGCUCUAGUUGGAGGUGUGAUUGCAGUGGUCAUAUUUAUCGUGGCGUGCGCGGCAGCCAUCUUGGCUCGGUUCAUCUGCAUCAGGAAGGAGACGUAUCGGAACCAGGAAGUGAAAGCGGCGCAGCCCGGUGACGGCCGCGCGUUCCCGUUCAGCGGCCAGCCAGACUCUCUGAGCGUUCAAAGUGAAAACCAGAAGGAGUUUUUCAUUUAGCACAAAAUAACCUCGAAGGACUGAGCUGGAUAAAUUACCAAACAGUGCUUUACCCAUUCUUCCCCUUUUGUUUUAUUUAUUUUCAUGUAUUUAUUUUUGUAAAUACGGACUGGCCGAGAUAUUGGACUCAAUUUAAAGAGUUAAAUAUUUGAACUUGUACAGUUGGUAGUGAUUUGUGUGCUUAUUUAGAUCCAUUUCGGAAGUUUUCUAUCAAAUUGAAAGACAACAAUAAACACUGCACUGUAAAAACACA
Messenger RNA from Xiphophorus hellerii (green swordtail), 2569 nucleotides. Its product is annotated as contactin-associated protein-like 4. The record is from RefSeq and is a predicted model, not a curated record. Bases 1 to 2316 code for a protein of 771 amino acids. NCBI's taxonomy places the organism in Eukaryota, Metazoa, Chordata, Actinopteri, Cyprinodontiformes, Poeciliidae. The transcript has 15 exons.